Maniola jurtina (meadow brown) is the source of this 1628-nucleotide messenger RNA. Its product is annotated as zinc finger protein 766-like. NCBI's taxonomy places the organism in Eukaryota, Metazoa, Arthropoda, Insecta, Lepidoptera, Nymphalidae. Gene Ontology annotation, biological process: regulation of DNA-templated transcription. The record is from RefSeq and is a predicted model, not a curated record. The coding region runs from base 974 to 1465 and encodes 163 amino acids. Gene Ontology annotation, molecular function: RNA polymerase II cis-regulatory region sequence-specific DNA binding; DNA-binding transcription factor activity, RNA polymerase II-specific. The transcript is spliced from 6 exons.
AACUUGUCUGGUCCGUCGUGCGAGGAGUGCAACAUCCGCUUCGCAUCUGAGACUGCGUACCAGCAGCAUAUGGCGGUGUCGCCCAAGCACGCUAUUAGUGGGUGAGUUUACAGAACUUGUCUGGUCCGUCGUGCGAGGAGUGCAACGUCCGCUUCGCAUCUGAGACUGCGUACCAGCAGCAUAUGGCGGUGUCGCCCAAGCACGCUAUUAGUGGGUGAGUUUACAGAACUUGUCUGGUCCGUCGUGCGAGGAGUGCAACAUCCGCUUCGCAUCUGAGACUGCGUACCAGCAGCAUAUGGCGGUGUCGCCCAAGCACGCUAUUAGUGGGUGAGUUUACAGAACUUGUCUGGUCCGUCGUGCGAGGAGUGCAACGUCCGCUUCGCAUCUGAGACUGCGUACCAGCAGCAUAUGGCGGUGUCGCCCAAGCACGCUAUUAGUGGGUGAGUUUACAGAACUGGUCUGGUCCGUCGUGCGAGGAGUGCAACGUCCGCUUCGCAUCUGAGACUGCGUACCAGCAGCAUAUGGCGGUGUCGCCCAAGCACGCUAUUAGUGGGUGAGUUUACAGAACUUGUCUGGUCCGUCGUGCGAGGAGUGCAACAUCCGCUUCGCAUCUGAGACUGCGUACCAGCAGCAUAUGGCGGUGUCGCCCAAGCACGCUAUUAGUGGGUGAGUUUACAGAACUUGUCUGGUCCGUCGUGCGAGGAGUGCAACGUCCGCUUCGCAUCUGAGACUGCGUACCAGCAGCAUAUGGCGGUGUCGCCCAAGCGCGCUAUUAGUGGGUGAGUUUACAGAACUUGUCUGGUCCGUCGUGCGAGGAGUGCAACGUCCGCUUCGCAUCUGAGACUGCGUACCAGCAGCAUAUGGCGGUGUCGCCCAAGCACGCUAUUAGUGGGUGAGUUUACAGAACUUGUCUGGUCCGUCGUGCGAGGAGUGCAACGUCCGCUUCGCAUCUGAGACUGCGUACCAGCAGCAUAUGGCGGUGUCGCCCAAGCACGCUAUUAGUGGCAAGCUCGAGCGUAACCAGGCUCUUCCUUUCCGGAACUCACACUACAAGUCGGUCCUGUGCGAGCUGUGUGGCAAGAAAUUCCCUUUGCCGGCGAAUCUCCGAGAUCACAUGCAAGUACACACUGGUGAGAAGAAGUACAAGUGUGAGAUAUGUCCCAAGCGGUACACGACUAAAUUUGUCGCCAAAGCCCAUAUGUUGAACAGUCACAGCGACAACCCAACUCGGCUCCCGUGCGGUGUGUGCCACAAGGAUUUCAGGAACCUCUCCAACCUAUACCGACACAUGCGGUCACAUCAAGACACACGCCCACUCUACAAGUGCGACAUAUGCGACAAAACGUUCACGACCCUCGUCGGCCGGAACCAGCAUGUCGCCCACGUGCACCACAAAGUGCCGCGGUCCAAGCGCAACCGCCGCGACAGGAGACCCAACACAAGAAGACUUAAGACAAAUAUGUAACCCAAGUGACUUUACUCACAGUUUGCUAAGAAUGUCAGCAAAACAUGACCCGUUUUUAGGGUUCCGUACCUCAAAAGGAUAAGCGGAACCCUGUCCGUCCGUCCGUCCGUCCGUCGUGUCUGUCAAGAAACCUAUAGGGUACUUCCCGUUGACCUAGAAUCAU